Messenger RNA from Chanos chanos (milkfish), 1443 nucleotides. Its product is annotated as tripartite motif-containing protein 16. NCBI's taxonomy places the organism in Eukaryota, Metazoa, Chordata, Actinopteri, Gonorynchiformes, Chanidae. Bases 1 to 1443 code for a protein of 480 amino acids. The record is from RefSeq and is a predicted model, not a curated record. The transcript has 6 exons. Gene Ontology annotation, molecular function: zinc ion binding; protein binding.
AUGGAAACAGGAGAAUUACCAUCCUCCACUCACAGUUUAACUGGGACCGGAGGGGUCCAGUGUGAUGCAUGUACUGGAAGGAAGCGUAAAGCAGAGCAAUCCUGUCUGCAGUGUGUAGCCUCAUACUGUGAGGCUCAUCUCCAACUGCACAAUACACUGCAUGCCGCAAAGAGACACAAACUGAUUGAGGCAACAGAAAAACUGCAGGAGAAAAUCUGUCCUGACCACGGUAAAUUUCUGGAUGUUUACUGCGGGACCGAUGGCCAAAAUAUCUGUCACUUAUGUAUCACAGAUAAACAGAGAGGCCAUGAUGUGGUGACUGCGGAUUCUGACAGGAAUGAAAGACAGAAUGAGGUUGGGAUUAUGCAGAGGAAUAUUCAAAUGAGACUUGAAGCGAGAGAGAAGGAGGUGGAGGAGUUGAGACUGGCGGUAGGAUCGUUCAAGACAUCAGCCCAUAAAACAAUGGAAGAGAGUGAAACCCUUUUUACUAAACUGAUCCAGUCUCUGAAGAGGAGGAGAGCCAAAGUGACAGAGAUGAUCAGAAGUCGGGAGGAGGCUGCGGUGAGGCAAGCGGAGGGACUCAUAAAAGAACUGGAGCAGGAAAUCAGCGAACUGAGGAAGAGGGCCUUUGAUCUCGAACAGCUGAGAGUGCUGUCUGGUUCUGGUGAGGCUGCCCAUUUUCUCCAGAGUUUUUCAUCUAUUGAUGUUCUUCCUGCUCAAAGGGAGGCCCCUGUCUUUGUUGUCCACCCAUACUGUUCAUUUGAGCUAACCAGUGAAGCUGUCUCUGAACUCAGAAAGAAGCUGAAGAUAACCUAUCAGUGGUGUUUCAUCACAAUCAGUGAAAGAGUGAGACAUACAGGCAUUGUGUCAUUACCCACACCAAGGACACGAGCAGAGUUCUUACAAUGUAAGUUUCAUCUCACGGUGAACCCUAACACGAUCCAUAACCUUCUCCGCCUGUCUAAGGAGGACAGGCAGGUGACCCACGCUAAGGAACAUGAAUCUUAUCCUGAUCACCCAGAGAGGUUUGAGAGAAGGGCACAGAUGCUGUGUAAGGAGGGUCUGAGAGGGCCACCGUGUUACUGCGAAGUGGAGUUUGGUGGAGGAUCCUGGAUCUCUAUCGCCGUCUGUUACAAAGGCAUGAACAGGAAAGGAAAACGGGCUCCGCUUUUUGGACGGAGUCAUGAUUCGUGGUGCUUGCGUUGUUACCGUGGCCUUUACCACGUCUCUUUCUGGCAUAACAAUAAAGAAACAAAUGUUUCAAUGCCCUCACGAUAUCCCAGAAUAGGGGUGUACUUGGAUCACAGGGCUGGAAUUCUGAUGUUCAUAAGUGUCUCUGAUACUGUAAAGGUCAUCCACAAAGUACAGACCAAAUUCACUGAACCACUCUACCUUGGCUUUGGAUUUGCUGGGAUAGGAUCACACGUACAGCUCUGUAAUUAA